ACGGGAGAAGGAGCAGCCCGGGACCGAGAGAUAUAACACACACCGUCCAACAGCUGGGUUUUUAUGGUUUUUUACUUUCGGUUCAUCUCCCCACUCAUGAGGAGCAGUUUUAAUCCUUUUAUCGGUGUUUUAAGCCGCUGAAUUGGUGCUUUUUCUCGGUCGCUGUGCGCGUCUCCGGGCUGCGUGUUUGUCUCUAGUUAAAAUGGCGAGCUCGGCUAACUCGAACCCAGUGCCUAAGCUCUAUAAGUCGGUGAUGGAAGACGUGAUCAACGAAGUCCGAGAGCUGUUCCUGGAUGAAGGUGUGGACGAGCAGGUUCUCAUGGAGCUCAAAACGCUGUGGGAGGGUAAGCUGAUGCAGUCCAAAGCCGUCGACGGCUUCCACUCGGAGGAGCAGCAGCAGCAGCAGCAGGUCGCUCAGCAGCAGCAUGUUCAGCUCGUCCAACCCGCCCAGCCGACUAACCAACCUCAGCAGAUUAUGAUUCCUGCGGCGCAGCACGCUCCACAACAGCAGGUGAUCAUACAGGAUCCCAAACUCCUACAGCACAUGAGUGCGACCGGCAUGAGUGCGGCAGCCACCGCGGCGACGUUGGCUCUGCCCGCCGGUAUGUCGUCCUACCAACAACUCAUCACCCCUCAAGGUCAGAUCCUGCAGGUGGUGAGAGCUGCCAACGGGACUCAGUACAUCAUUCAGCCCCAGCAGCCCAUCAUGGUGCAGCCACAGGUUCUCCCUCAGAUACAGACCGGUGGGGUACAGGCUCCGGUCAUCCAGCAGGUGUUGGCCCCUCUGCAGGGCGGCCUUCCUCAGCAGACGGGUGUGAUCAUUCAGCCGCAGCAGAUCGUUCUAGCGGGAAGUAAAGUGCAGCAGAACGCCCAGGUCAUGCAGGCGACCAUGGCACCCGGACAGAACCCCCCACAGACGCAAGCGCAAACCCAGCCGCCCAUGAUGCUCCAGGUGGACGGCUCCGGAGACACGUCGACCGAGGAGGACGAGGAGGACGAAUACGACGAGGACGACGACGAAGACCAUGACCGAGACGGAGGAGAGGACGGACAAGUAGAGGAGGAGCCUCUGAACAGUGGAGAUGACGUGAGUGACGAGGAGGACCAGGAGCUCUUCGACACGGAGAACGUGGUCGUGUGUCAGUACGAUAAGAUCCACAGAAGUAAGAACAAAUGGAAGUUCCACCUGAAGGACGGCAUCAUGAACCUGAACGGCCGCGAUUACGUCUUCUCCAAAGCCAUCGGGGACGCCGAGUGGUAGCCGGACUGGAGCAGAGGCCGCGGACUGUGACCACGCGUGGGAUUCGUCUGUAGGGGGAGACCGGACUGCUCGGGCGUCGGAGGGAGGCGGGCACGUGGCGAGCGACGGCGCUGUACAUUUUCGGAACGUCACCCGCGCGUUUUUUUUUUACGGAGGAGCUCGGACGACCGCCGGAGGUUUUUCUGGCUCCUCUGAUGGACGGUUUGAACUGGAACUAAUCUCCUGACGGUCGGUGAACCGGUCCGGCGCGAACGAACGGGUCGGAGCCGAGGAUUCCCAGACGCUUUUCUGUAGUGCCUCCAAGUAGCUGUGAAGUAGGCGCGUGCCGAAUUUUUAUGUUGUUUCGUUAUUCUUUUAUAACCCGCUUUAAUUCACGAGCUUCACCCGGGAGCGGUGACGCAGGAGGGUCGUCACCGGGGGAAGGGGUCACGCUGCCUCAGACGACGGUCCAGCCCGGAACGGAGCGGCGUGAUCCGCCACGCUGCGUCGUGCGUGUACAUUAGUGUGUGUUUGGUCGUAGUUCUGCAGGUCAAUUUUAAUGUCGACGUGAGAGACGUCGUUUAUUCACUACUAGUCGCUUCCCAGCAAACGUUUUAAUAUUCAUCAGCAAACAAAAGGCGCAAAAAAGGAUUUUAUUUUAUAUAUGUGUCAGAAAUUUGAUUGGAAUGAGCUUUGAUUCUUACUUUUUAUUUAAUUUAUUGGGUUUUUUUUGUAACCAACACAUUUAAUCGUGAAUUAUUACUCAUAAGAAUUUAUUUUCUCCUCCGAUUUGAUUUUCUAUUCCGUUUAACGGGGCUAACUGUGUAAUGCCAAAGCUUUCAAUAAGGUCAAUCACAUGAGCCGGAGAAAACCUGGACCGGUGACAUCACUGUGCCCCAUCAUACGGUCGUGGAACUCCACCCCUUUGGAUCACAGGGCCCGCUGUGACCUUGACCGGGAUGCAUGCUGUAUUAUUAUUGGAAGGCUUCGUGUAUAGACGUGAUGUCGGCGCUCCCGGUUCUCUCUGCGUUCCACAUUCCUGUCUGACGUGUCUGAAGUUUUACUGGUACCCAUCUUCGGCCCUUUGUUAAAUCCAAUCUAUAUUUACUUUAUAUUUAUUUAUUUUCUUUUUGUUUUGCAUUUAUGAUUGAAUGACAUUCUUACAUUUCACUGCGAGCGUUUCUCAGCAGUGUAGAACCCACACUGCCCAUGUAUUACUAUUAUUAUUAUAUUAUGUUUAUUAUUCUUUUUUCAUUCUAUUUAUUCCCCGAGCUCAGACACCAUGAAACACGCACACACAGAGGAUGAAGCUGCACCACACCGUGUUCCUACGUUCUUCUGUUUUAUCUUCUCACCGUUUUAGCUUGAACCUGACCGUGAGCUGUUCCGUCACUAUCCAGCGUCGUACGUCAUAAGUCUCGUACCCUAAACCCCCCCCCCCCCGUGUCUCUUUGGCGAUCACGUCCACUGAAUAGUCCAAACGCUCUUUUAUUUGUCGAUUUAUUGUUUGUGCCUUCGGAUAUGAUUUCAGCUAUCAGGUAUUUUGCAAAACGAAUGGUAGCCUUUUUAGAGUCGAGCCUUUAAACCCGACAGACACUGCUUUGUUUUUACGAUUGAUAAUAAACCAUGUGCUCAAA
This is a messenger RNA of Trichomycterus rosablanca, 2877 nucleotides long. It is a transcript of the gene gtf2a1, whose product is annotated as general transcription factor IIA, 1. Lineage: Eukaryota; Metazoa; Chordata; Actinopteri; Siluriformes; Trichomycteridae. Gene Ontology annotation, biological process: transcription by RNA polymerase II; transcription initiation at RNA polymerase II promoter. The transcript has 10 exons. Gene Ontology annotation, cellular component: transcription factor TFIIA complex. The coding region runs from base 203 to 1261 and encodes 352 amino acids. The record is from RefSeq and is a predicted model, not a curated record.